UUGAAAAUGGUAAUUUCGGAAAAGUGGAAAUAUCGGCCAAGUGGAAAUGUCGUAAAAGUGGAAAUGUCGGAAAGCUAGUAAUGUCUGAAAAAGUUAUAUGUCGUAGAAGUAAUAAUGUUGGAUUGUCGGGAAGUGGUUUAUGUCGAAAAGUUGUUGUCGAAAAAACGUUUUUGAGAAAUUAUUGUCG
Messenger RNA from Cetraspora pellucida, 187 nucleotides. NCBI's taxonomy places the organism in Eukaryota, Fungi, Glomeromycota, Glomeromycetes, Diversisporales, Gigasporaceae. The record is from the annotation of a GenBank genome assembly.